Glycine soja is the source of this 2042-nucleotide messenger RNA. Its product is annotated as transmembrane protein 87B-like. The transcript has 5 exons. Bases 164 to 1723 code for a protein of 519 amino acids. The record is from RefSeq and is a predicted model, not a curated record. Lineage: Eukaryota; Viridiplantae; Streptophyta; Magnoliopsida; Fabales; Fabaceae. Gene Ontology annotation, cellular component: membrane; Golgi apparatus. Gene Ontology annotation, biological process: transport.
GCUGACGUGGAUGAUCCGCGCGUGAAGCUGGCGCUGAGUCCCGUUCCUCCUAGGGAGAGUGACGUUGCAACGAUUUCACACCGACUGACAUGUCUUCUUCUCUCUCUUACUUUCACUCUGCGCAUUCUUUUCGCCGAUCCAAUCUGAGUGAGUGUGUGUCGGCAUGGAUUCAGCAUUUGCGAGAACGAGAACAAGAUCCAUGUUCUUCUUAGCUUCACUCCUCUUCUACAUAUUCGCAGUCACCACCACCACCACCUUCGCAUCCAUCCACAUCUACGACCAUGAACCUUUCAUAGAACUCGGCAAUUCCUACCUCCUCGCCGGCGGCAGCGAAGGCAUCGUCGCUUCCCAAGCCAAUUCCAUCCACGACGAUGGCCGUUCCUACAUUCGAUUCGAGAAUAUAACCUUCAGGAGAACCAAAGCUUCAGCUAAGGCACGCGGUUCUGUGCCAUUACACAUCAUAAUUUUUGAGGCUGCUGAUCGUAAUGAUAUAGGUGGUUCUGCUUAUGGUGGACAACGGGAAAUCUGUUGCAGUCCUGAUUUAGCUAAGAUGGGAGUUUGUAAGCAAGGAGAGAUUAUUAGGAGACCUUCUGCAACGGACAUUAAUUGGCCAGUCAUUUUAGACGUACAAUUCAAAGGCAGAUCUAAAACUGCAAGUCUAGAUUCUCAGAAAGUUUCUAUCACAAAGACUGGAAUGUAUAAUUUGUUUUUUGUAGCUUGUGAACCCAAGCUCAAGGGCAUAGUAAUGAGUGGGAAGACAGUAUGGAAAAACCCUGAUGGGUAUUUACCUGGUAGGAUGGCCCCAUUAAAGAAGUUCUAUGUAUUUAUGACACUGGCUUAUGUUUGCCUUAGCAUCAUUUGGUUUUUUCAGUAUGUGAGAUUUUGGGAUGAUGUACUGCAACUUCAGCACUGUAUCACAGCUGUCAUUGCUCUUGGAUUGUUUGAGAUGAUUCUCUGGUAUUUUGAGUAUGUGAAUUUCAACAAUACUGGAAUGAGACCUAUUGUGCUCACAACAUGGGUUGUCACUGUUGGGGCUAUAAGAAAAUCAAUAUCACGACUUCUCAUUCUCUCUGUUUCAAUGGGUUAUGGUGUUGUGCGACCCACUCUGGGUGGUCUUACAUCAAAGGUUCUUUUACUUGGAAUAACUUACUUUCUAGCAUCCGAGUUACUGAAUAUUACUGAAUAUGUGGGGACCAUCAAUGAUGUGUCAGGAAGGGCAAGGCUCCUUCUAGUUCUUCCUGAUGCUUUCUUAGAUGCAUUUUUGAUAUUAUGGAUUUUUACAUCUCUUUCAAGAACACUGGAGCAGUUACAGGCAAAACGAAGUUCUGUUAAGUUGGAUAUAUAUAGGAAGUUCUCAAAUGCAUUAGCAGUAACGGUGAUCUCCUCAGUUGCUUGGAUAGGAUAUGAGGUAUACUUCAAAGCUACAGAUCCUUUCAAUGAGCGCUGGCAGAGUGCUUGGAUCAUCACUGCAUUCUGGGACAUUCUAGCAUUUGCAUUACUCUGUGUUAUAUGUUAUCUCUGGGCCCCAUCCCAAAGCUCUCAAAGGUAUGCGUAUUCGGAGGAAGUGGGAGAAGAUUCUGAUGACGAAGAAGCUCAAUCUCUCACCAAGGGAAAGCAGGAAGGUCAAGGUGAACUAAGUUUAGUUCGGCAAGAGAAGAAUGGUGGAACUGAUGUAUCCUUUGAUCAAGAAGACGAGUCAGAAGAGGAGGAUAAAAGGGAAUGAGCGCUUAAGAGCUUUUUAUUAACCGCACUUGCACUGUUUUUACAGCUGUGUUCCGCAACCCUUCACGAGAAGUGUUGUAAAAUUUUGUUCAUUUGUACCAGAAUAGUUAGAAUACGUUUUAUUGUGUAUGGAAUUACUGUAUAACAAGUAUUGUCCAUGCCGAUGAUCCAAUUUGCUAUCCUAUUUUUUCCCUCACCCUUGUGGACUUCGAAAUCUUUUCGAUUGUUGGAUUAGUAUGUGUGUAUAAUUAAAAAAAGAACAGUGAAGUCUCUAAUGUGUCAUGACUCAUGAGUUAGGAACUUCUUUACUUUCAUUUCUA